Messenger RNA from Paraglomus brasilianum, 604 nucleotides. Lineage: Eukaryota; Fungi; Glomeromycota; Glomeromycetes; Paraglomerales; Paraglomeraceae. The record is from the annotation of a GenBank genome assembly.
AAGUGAAGUAAGUAAUAUGGUGCCUUGUUAUGGGAUUUCCCAAGACCCAGCAGGUAAUUAUAUUAUGGUCAUGAAGUAUAUGAAAGAGGGAAAUUUAAGAGAAUAUUUAAGGAGGAAUUAUCGGAAGUUAAAGUUUUAUGAUGAAGAUGAGUAUGGAAACAUUAAAAGUAGCAAACUUAAAUUCCUACAACAAAUCAUUCAAGGUUUAAAAGAUAUUCAUCGGAAGAACUUGGUGCAUCGGGAUUUUCAUGGUGGGAAUAUUAUUGUUGGUAUAAGCAAAAAUGUUUUUGGUGAUAAGAAAAAUACAUGUCAUAUCACCGACCUAGGCUUAACCAAGCCAAUUAAUGAAACAGAUAAUGGUAAGGUUUUUGGAGUAGUUCCUUAUAUGGCACCCGAAGUAUUGAGAGGAGAAAAAUAUACCCAAGCAUCCGACAUUUACUCCUUAGGCAUGGUUAUGUAUGAGAUAAUUACUGGUUGCCCUCCUUUUGCUCAGUCAGCUCAUGAUGUUAAUUUAGCCUUACAGAUUUGUCAAGGAGCCAGACCGCAGUUUCCUCAACAAGUCAAAUAUCCUCAAUUACUAAUAGAUUUAAUUAAAAGAUGUUGA